UCCAGGACAGAGAGAGAUUAGUAGUUUGUCUGCUGUGUCCAGGUGAACUCGAAAGCAUUGUGCUUCCACUUUUUCCUACUUACUGAGUUUUACGGGACCAUUUGCUGCUUUUUCGGCACUAAAGGACCUUGACAGUGCAAACCUUUUGGGGAACUACAGGAUCUGAGGAAAAUUUAAGAGGAAAACGUAAAGGUGUUUCAUCUCAGUUGCUGGGCCUAGAACUAAUGGCAGACAAUGUCGACAACUAACAACAUAGCACAAGCCAGAAAGCUGGUGGAACAGCUCCGCAUUGAGGCUGGAAUUGAAAGGAUUAAGGUCUCCAAAGCAGCAUCUGAUCUAAUGAAUUAUUGUGAACAGCAUGCCCGGAAUGAUCCCUUGCUGGUUGGAGUCCCUGCCUCUGAGAAUCCAUUUAAGGACAAGAAACCUUGCAUCAUUCUAUAGCUCUGCACUCAGCAACGUCCACACUGGCAGAAGGUUUUGUUGGUUAACAGCGAGCAGGAGAAACUUUUACUGUUAGAGUUAAACAGAAUUUUAAUACAAAUUGGUAAAACUGGUUUUGGGGUUCUCAUGGGUGGGGAGACAUAAUUUUGGGCAUUUGUGAGAAACAAAUGCCCAAGGCCACAUUUCAACCACUAGCUAAAUAUGAAAAUUUGCUUGCAGUGUACAGAUUCACUGCGUGAGCACUGAUAUUUAUAUUAACAAAUUUCACCAAACUGCAUCGUAUGGUUGGCUGGGUAAUAUUUUCUGACUGGAUGAUCACUAUCAACUGCAAUCUGAUUUGAAUUUUAAGAGUCAUUUGUGCAAGUUUACUUGCAGGUCUGUUACUGAAAAAAAUGAAAAGAAGUUUUUUUUACAUAA
This is a messenger RNA of Protopterus annectens (West African lungfish), 858 nucleotides long. It is a transcript of the gene GNG7, whose product is annotated as G protein subunit gamma 7. Lineage: Eukaryota; Metazoa; Chordata; Ceratodontiformes; Protopteridae. The record is from RefSeq and is a predicted model, not a curated record. Gene Ontology annotation, molecular function: G-protein beta-subunit binding. Gene Ontology annotation, biological process: G protein-coupled receptor signaling pathway. The coding region runs from base 235 to 441 and encodes 68 amino acids. Gene Ontology annotation, cellular component: heterotrimeric G-protein complex. The transcript is spliced from 5 exons.